UAUUGUGACGAGUUAAGAAGCAAUUGAGAAAUGGCUGUGGAAAUCAGCAAGGAAAUUAAACUUACCGGCGAGGCAUUGCAACAGUUCACGGCGGCCAAAAUCUUUCGGGAAUCAAAUGAGCACAAGCAAUCGCUGUGCUUCUCAGCCGAUGGCCAACGUUUGCUGGUCUGCGACCAUCACAAUCUGGUUGUCUACGAUUGCACCGCGAUGACGCAACGAUGCCAGGUGCUGAUGCAUCAGUUUAAUCCCGAAGUGGUGUGCUUCACCUCACGAACCGACCGAUUGCUGCACAGCUGUACCAAGAGCGACCUCGCUAUCCGCUACCUGGAUCUCACAACACGUCAGCAUGUGCGCCACUUUAAAGGACACACGGAUCGAGUGCAUUGCCUUAGCUUUCGACCUGGCCACGAUCAGCAGUUCAUCAGUGCUGGGCGGGAUCACAAGCUGCUGAUCUGGGAUCUGCGCACUAAGCAGUACACUCAGCGAUUGCAUCAUCUGGAGAAUCCAUUGUUGGCAUACGAUCCCACUGGCUUGGUGUUUGCUACCUCGGAUAAAACAAAUCGCAUUGAGAUCCACGAUGUGCGCAUGUUGAGCGAGAAGCCCUGUCACAAGUUCAACUACAAACUGAAAAGCACGGCCAAGUGGACGCAGAUGCAGUUUGCACCCAAUGGCGACUCCAUUCUGAUAAGCACCGAUCACUCGUGGUGCUUCAGCGUGGAUGCCUUUAGCGGCGAUUUCAAUCAGAGCUAUUCGGGCUACUCCAACGAGCAGGAGUUGCCACUGCCCGCCUGCUACACAUCCGACUCGCAGUUGGUGUUGUCUGGCGCCGAUGCGGGUCGCAUCUAUGCGUGGAAUGCCAACUCGGGCAAGCUGAUGGCUGUGCUAAUGAGCAACAGUCUGCAUCCGGUGCGUUGUCUGCAAUUCCAUCCCAACAUGGCUAUGUUUGUCAGCAGCGAUGUGAUGACCGUCUUCUGGCUGCCAAAGGCCAACGGUCAGUAUGAGUUUGUGGAGAAGUCAAGGGAGCCAACACCGUCGACACCACCGACGACACCGCAGACACCGCCAUUGCCUGCUAUUGAUCUAACAAACGAUCAAGAACAGGACGAAGAGAAGGAUGUGCAAUUUGUGGGGCGACGAAUGAAUUAUCCGCUCAGCGAGCAGCUGAUGAGAAGAAAUCGCCUGAAGCGACGCUUAGCCCUUGGUCAAGAGGCUGAUAGCCCAGAGGAUGGAGAAGUCUCUGAUGGCGGGACAGCAACAACAGUCACGUCAGAGGCAUAAACUAUCAAUCAGAGUAGCACUUGGAUUGCUGCCUGCUGUUGCUGUUGCAGUUGCUGGCAACUUGGGCAAUUCGCAUUGCAAAGUUUCAACAACUGGCAACGCUCACUUCACAGCUGGAGCUGCAACAGAACCAAACAAGAACUAGAACAACAACUACGACGACGACGACGAGGAUGAGGACAAGCGACUGUUGAACAACGUGAACAACAACUUGCGACGCCUUAUGCUUUUGAGACACACAAAUUGUCGAGUUUUGCCAGCAAAUUGCACAGCUGGCUGGCUACUAGUUUCUCCCCACCCCCCUUUUGGCAGAACUUUUGCAGUUGGUCGAAAGGGGUAAAUUUGAUGGCAAAGCUGACAAGCGUUUCAUUUAGUUUUCUGUAUUUGU
This is a messenger RNA of Drosophila albomicans, 1666 nucleotides long. Its product is annotated as WD repeat-containing protein 82. NCBI's taxonomy places the organism in Eukaryota, Metazoa, Arthropoda, Insecta, Diptera, Drosophilidae. The record is from RefSeq and is a predicted model, not a curated record. Gene Ontology annotation, cellular component: Set1C/COMPASS complex. Gene Ontology annotation, molecular function: chromatin binding; protein binding. The transcript is spliced from 2 exons. The coding region runs from base 31 to 1278 and encodes 415 amino acids.